AUGUUCCUCAGACUGGGAGGUAAACAGCAAGGUAGACAGAAAGGCUGGGAGAAAUGGAGAGAGGCAGGCAUGCAGGUAAGCUCCGAGGCAGGCAAGCAAGCAGGCAGGCUGGUGGGUAAACAUGCUAGGAGGAAGACAGGCAGGCUGGUCGACAGGCAGGUAUGCAAGCAGGCUGUGAAGAAGGGAUUCAGGCAGGCUGGGAGUCUGGCAGGGAGACAGACAGUCAUGGUGACAGGCAGGCAUGCAGGCAGGAAGGAAUACAGGCAGGCAGGUAGGGAUACAGGGAGGCAUGCAAGCAGGCAGGGAAUCAAGGACAAAAGAACAAAAGACAGGCAGGCAGGCCGCAGGUAG
This is a messenger RNA of Dreissena polymorpha, 351 nucleotides long. Its product is annotated as octapeptide-repeat protein T2-like. NCBI's taxonomy places the organism in Eukaryota, Metazoa, Mollusca, Bivalvia, Myida, Dreissenidae. The record is from RefSeq and is a predicted model, not a curated record. The transcript has a single exon. The coding region runs from base 1 to 351 and encodes 116 amino acids.